Megalobrama amblycephala (Wuchang bream) is the source of this 3070-nucleotide messenger RNA. Its product is annotated as ankycorbin-like. The transcript has a single exon. The record is from RefSeq and is a predicted model, not a curated record. NCBI's taxonomy places the organism in Eukaryota, Metazoa, Chordata, Actinopteri, Cypriniformes, Xenocyprididae. Gene Ontology annotation, molecular function: protein binding. The coding region runs from base 623 to 2017 and encodes 464 amino acids.
GGUGAUUGAUUUAAUCAACAGAAACUCAAAAUAGUGUGUUAUCUGAACCACAUUAAUUCACUUGAUUUAACAAAAGAAAAAAUGUGAUGAUAAAUAAUGAAAAUAUUGUUUUAGUGUAGAGAUGUGGCUGAAAGCAAAUCAAACGCAUCAGUCUGUGCAGUAAAUGGUCUCCUCUGUUGAGUGUGUACAGCAUUUUGCACAACUAGAGUGUAUAAAGAGCAAAUAUCUAAAUAUCUGUGAGAUGUCUGCAAAAAAACCCAAAGCACCUACAGCACCUUCAAGGAACGUAAUGUUCAAUGUGCAACGCUGCAAACGUGUCAUUUAGCCAAAGAUAUGAAGAAGAAAGCCUUGGGUAUCAUUAACCCUCCCCAGAGUCUCUCCAGCCAUGGAAAAACACAAAGCGUUUCAGUCAAUAAUCACAUGCGGUAAUUGGCGCAUGUAUUCAUAUCAUUCAGUCGGCGCUCUCAGAAGCCCUUAUUACAAUCAGCACAUUAAUACACAUCCACUUAUGAACAAUAAAGUGUGAUAAUGAGAUUCGUGUUGUCGUGGAAACUCCACGGCGCAGCAGUAUAAAGUGAGACCGGCGGCGGAGAGACGUUUGUCUGCGGAAAGAGUCCCAAACAUGCUGAAACUCUCCGACAGGUGCGACUCCAAGACGGACACCAGGAUCCUUCUGGACGCCAUCUCCAACGACAAGAUCCACCUGGCCAGGUUCAUCCUAGACGCUCUGGAUGGGAAGAUCAUCGACUCCGAGACCGAAGGGGCGCAGACGCCUCUCAUUUCUGCCGUGUUCCUCCGGGAUUCGCAGGCGAGGAGCAAGUUCAUGAAUCUCCUGCUGCAGAAGGGCGCGAGCGUGAAUCGUCCGGACGAGAGCGGCCGUACGGCGCUGAGUUACGCCUGCGAGAUGGGAUACCUGGAUGCGGUGAAGAUCCUGGUGAGGAACGGCGCAGAUCCCGAGGCGGCGGAUGCCUGGGGGAAUACGGCGCUCAUGUACGCGGUCGUGGCCGGACGUCCAGCCGUCGUGGAGUUUCUGGUGCGAGCUUUUAAAAGACUGGGUCUCCAGAUCGACCGGCAAAACAAGGUGGGAAACUCCGCCGUGGAGGUGGCCAAGCAUCUCGGACACUCCGAGUGUCUGCAGGCGCUCCUGAGUCACUCCAAGAGGAUUCAUGAGGACACACUGGCUGAAAGACUUUCCACCGUGAACAUCGAUGAAGAUGAGCUGAAGACCUCAGAGAGAAGAGGUCCACCUGAGGAUGAGACUCGACUUCACGUCAGUUUAACCCGUAAACGUUCCCUCGGUUUGCGGAACCGGAUCCAGUCGAUGGACUCUAUUGAGGAAUACGAGAGGGAAAGUGAUGCUUCACUGCCGCUAUCGUCGCAGGGCCUCACGUUCUCUGGUGUUUUAACAUCAAAACCUCCUCAGAAACUCUCACACGCAGAGCAUCUGCCUCCCUUGUUUUACUCGCCCAGACCCUCCAAAACGCCCUGGAGAAGCUCCGCACCUCCUCCUCCUCCUCCAUCAUCGGGUCCUCUUGGGAUUCUGUUAACUCCGUUCGGCAAAAGCGCCAGGGAAGAGCUUGAGAAGACUGAGAAAGCCAAGAAACUGCUGCCCGUCCGAAGGUUUGAUGACAGUUACUAUCAGAAAAGGUGCAGUUUACCUACAAGCACUCUCGCACCGGCGGCCCCGGAGCGUAACAGAAGCAAAACCGCGCCGAAGACCCCAGUGAAUGCUGGGAAGGUGGCGUACGCGUCCAGCUCUGUGAGCGCUCUCGGCGGCAGGCUGUUGAGGAGAUUCACUUUCCCAGAGCUCAGGAGGAGCAGGGAGGGUUGCGGCGCUCCGAGCGGAGCUUCAGAUCCGUGUAUCCCAAGGUCAGAGACGUUUCCCCUGGGGAAGAACCACCCUCAAGUAGGAAGCAAGCCGAGCAUCGACAGCAUUAGUGCGGUCAAGUGUGAGUUUGACUUUCAGAGUAAAGCUGCUCCUCAUGAGCGGAUGAACACGCUUGAACCGCAUCUGUGAGGAGAACUGACCUUCUGCUGUGACAACAAAUGUACGGUUAUAUAAGGCUUUGGAAUAUAGAACGAUAUCAACUAGUUACAUGAUUUAGGACAGAAAUGUGACCCUGGACCACAAAACCAGUUAGAAGUCGCACGGGUAUAUUUGUAGCAAUUUGUUGUUUUCUUUUAUGCUAAAAAUCAUUAGGAUAUUGAGUAAAGAUCAUGUUUCCUACAGUAAAUAUAUCAAAAAUGUAUUGCAUUAUGCAUUCCUAAGGACUUCAUCUGAUCAACUUUAAAGGUGAUUUUCUCAAUAUUUUUUUGCACCCUCAGAUUCCAGAGUUUCAAAUAGUUGUAUCUCUAACAAACCAUACAUCAAUGGAAAACUCUUUAUUCAGCUUUCAGAUGAUGUAUAAAUCUCAAUUUUAAAAAAAAUUGACCCUUAUGACUGGUUUUGUGGUCCAGGGUCACAAACAUUUUGGGUCAUUUUCCACAUUUUUCUGCCAUUUCAGAAAGAUGCUCAUCUGUGAAACAGAUUAUAUGUUUCUCAUCUGUUCACCAGCACUUCUGUAAAGUCAUUUCAAUUUUUUAUUUUUAUGAUAUUACAUUUCAUUUUUUAAAAUGUUUGCCAGUGUUUUGAAUACCAGUCGUUUAUGUUAGGGCAGACCGGGGCUAGUUGUCACAGUGGGUUUAUUUUUGAAAAAUCAAUUUCUGUUUAGACACAAACCUUAAAGUCUUAACUACAAAAAUAAAAUCUAUAUUUACAGUUACUGGAAGAAAAAAGAAGGUUUUGCUCCAGUCAAUAAUGGUGUAGUGUGUGUUUUUUCUUCAUUUAGCAGAGAAUGUUGUCACACUAUAUGGGGUAAGUUGUCACAACAGAACCCAUCAUUAAACAGCCUCUGCAUUAAAAAAAAAAAUAAAUAAAUAAAUAAAUAUAAAACUGUAAUUAAGCUUACUCUCAAGAAACUGUAAUUAAUAAAUUGCUUAAAAUUACGCACAACAAAUGACGUUUAUGAAUUUCUGAAAAAUACUCGUUUUAAUGUGAGUGUGCUGUGUAUUGAAUGUAGUAUAUAGAAUA